Sinocyclocheilus anshuiensis is the source of this 837-nucleotide messenger RNA. Its product is annotated as erythroblast NAD(P)(+)--arginine ADP-ribosyltransferase-like. The record is from RefSeq and is a predicted model, not a curated record. Bases 1 to 837 code for a protein of 278 amino acids. Lineage: Eukaryota; Metazoa; Chordata; Actinopteri; Cypriniformes; Cyprinidae. The transcript has 2 exons. Gene Ontology annotation, molecular function: NAD+-protein-arginine ADP-ribosyltransferase activity; NAD+ poly-ADP-ribosyltransferase activity.
AUGCUGCUGGUCAUCGAAGCUCUUCUUCUCAUUUCAGCUGCUCUAGAGCAGGGUCACAGAGCUGCUGCUGAAGGACUGAUCUAUCCAUUCAACAUGGCACUGAAUUCAAUUGAUGACCAGUAUGAUGGAUGUACAGAAGAAAUGGCUGACCUGGUGAUGACAGAAUACCUAGAGAAGGAACUCAAUAACUCAGCUGAAUUUAAAAUGGCUUGGCAAGAAGCUGAAAACAAUACUUCGGCACCAGAAGAUGACUUGACAGAGAAUCAUUUAAUCGCUAUUUACGUGUACACUGAUAAAGAAGUAUAUCGUGAGUUCAAUAACGCUGUUCGCAGAGAGAAAAAAAACUACAAAAACAUGACAUACCCAUGGUAUUCACUUCACUUUUUGUUAACUGAGGCGAUACAGCUUCUGAAGGAAACACAACAAGGUUGUAAGUCGACUUAUCGUGGUACAGAUGUUGAAUUUGAUAGGGAUGUUCUGAACGCAGAGGUUCGUUUCGGCUCGUUUACAUCCUCGUCUCUUAAUCGUACAGUAGCAGAAGGUUUCGGAAAUGUAUUUUGUUUUGAAAUCUACACUUGUGAAGGUGCUGAGGUGGCAAAUUAUUCGAAGUUUCCUGAUGAGGACGAGGUGCUGAUUCCUCCGUACGAGAUGUUUAAAGUCUCUGCUGUCAGGAACAGAACAGAUCAGAAUGAUCUCUGGUGCGAAACUGUGUUCACAUUGGAAAGCUCUGGGAAAAUCAGUGACCUGAACUGUAAGUUGUUUAACAGCGGAAACCAUGUUGCUGGUUUUAGUGUUUUACUCAUUUUAACAUCAUUUUGCAAAAUGUUUAGCUGCUAA